GCCCGAGCCAGCCGCGCGGCCUCAGAGGGGAGGGGCCUGGAGAAAUGUAAAUCGUGUGGCCAUGUGGUGACACUCUGAUUGGGCCCCAGGGGAACUGGGAGUGACCUGAAAACGGACUACUGAGUCACAAGCGUCACUGAGGGAGGGGAUGAUGCGUGCCCACCCCGCGCUGGAAGAGGAAUCCACCAUGAGCAACGUGACCGUGCAGGACCUGGCCGAGCCGGAGGGCGGCGCGGGGGGGGCGGCAGCCGCGCCCUACCCCGUCAGCUUCCGGGCGUCGGUGACCGGCCUGCUGGUCCUGGAGAUCGUGCUGGGCCUGAGCAGCAACCUGACCGUGCUGGUGCUCUACUGCAUGAAGUCCGACCUCAUCAACUCGGUCAGCAACGUGGUCACGGUCAACCUGCACGUGCUGGACGUGACCGUGUGCGUCCUGUGCAUCCCGCUGACCGUCGCCGUGGCGCUGCUGCCGCCGGGGGGCGGCGCGCCGCUCGUCUCCUGCUUCCACGAGGCCUGCGUCUCCUUCGCCAGCGUGGCCACCGCCGCCAACGUGCUGGCCAUCACGCUCGACCGCUACGACAUCUCCGUGCGGCCCGCCAACCGGGUGCUGACCAUGGGGCGCGCCGCGGCCCUGCUGGGGGCCGUCUGGGCCGUGUCCGCCUUCAGCUUCCUGGUGCCGUUCGCCGAGGUGGGCUUCUUCAGCCAGGGUGGCGGCGGCGGCGGCGGCGGCGCGGGCCAGAACCGGACGACGGCGGGGCCGGGGGCGGGGGCGGCGGGGGGCCGGGGGAGCCGGUACCGCAGGGAGCCGGGGAUGUACUACCACCUCCUGGCGCAGAUCCCCAUCUUCUGCUUCACCGCCGCGGUCAUGCUCUUCACCUACGCCAAGAUCAUGCGGGCGCUGAACAUCCGCAUCGGCGCCCGCUUCCACGCCGCGCAGCGCAAGAAGGCCGCCCGCCGGAAGAAGGCCACCGCUGCCGCCGCCGCCGGCCCGCCGGCGGCCGCGACGCAGCAGGACGCAGCCGAGGCCUCCCAGGACGGCGCCGCUGCCGCCGCGGCAACCACCGCCGCCACGGCCGCCGCGUCCGCCACCACCGGAGGAGGAGGAGGACGCAACCCGACGCUGGGCAUGCGGGCGUCCGUGUCGGUGAUCAUCGCCCUGCGGCGGGCGGUCCGGCGGCACCGCGAGCGGCGGGAGCGGCAGCGGCGCGUCUUCCGCAUGUCGCUGCUCAUCGUCUCCACCUUCCUGCUCUGCUGGACGCCCAUCACCGCGCUCAACGCCGCCGUGCUGGGCGCCGGCCCCGGAGCCCCCGCGCCCCAGCUGCGGCUGGCCUUCCUGGUCAUGGCCUACGGCACCACCGUCUUCCACCCGCUGCUCUACGCCUUCGCCCGCCAGAAGUUCCAGAAGGUGCUCCGGAGCAAGAUGAAGAAGCGCGUGGUGUCCGUCGUGGAGGCCGAGCCGCUGCCCAGCAACGCCGUCAUCCACAACUCCUGGAUCGACCCCGAGAGGAACCGGACCGUGACCUUCGCGGGGGGCGAAAUGCGGCCCAAGGGCCCCUCCUCUGAAGAGGUGCCGUGAGGGGGGGGGACCCCGGGGGCCCCCCUGGACCCCCCCCGCUGCUCAGAGCAGCACGUCCCCUUCAGGAAACAGGGCGCCAUAAACUGGACAGCCCUGUCCGAAGCAGGAGCGGUCACUUGUUUAUACGCUGUAAAUGAAAUGCAGACCUGACACGAGCUGGACUGAUGAAAGUAUUACUUGUGGUGAAAUACAAAAAGACUACAUGUUCCAUAGGACACUACAAAAUACGUUGUACAUAUUGCAUGUUUUUUUUUGUAAGGGUAGUAAUAUAAACUGAGUGCAAAGACCUGUUCAUACCAUAAACAUAUAUAAGACACAUUUAAACAUAUCGUAUAAAUAUAUUAUAUGCACACAAGCAGACACACACACACACACACACACACACAUAUAUAUAUGCAGUGAUCUUCAUAAUGUUUGGGACAAAGACAUUUUUUUCUCGA
Anguilla anguilla (European eel) is the source of this 2013-nucleotide messenger RNA. Its product is annotated as G-protein coupled receptor 22-like. Gene Ontology annotation, cellular component: membrane. The record is from RefSeq and is a predicted model, not a curated record. NCBI's taxonomy places the organism in Eukaryota, Metazoa, Chordata, Actinopteri, Anguilliformes, Anguillidae. The coding region runs from base 149 to 1573 and encodes 474 amino acids. Gene Ontology annotation, molecular function: G protein-coupled receptor activity; peptide binding. Gene Ontology annotation, biological process: G protein-coupled receptor signaling pathway. The transcript is spliced from 2 exons.